AUGUCUCAACCACCCGGACGAGGAUCAGAGAGAAAUCAUCGCAAAGAUUACAAUAACAACAGUAUGGCUGUUACCUAUACCGGUGGAUAUUCUGCGCCUGGCAGCCAGACUCUCCCAUCUUUUCGCGAACUCCUCCCCGAACAUCUCCAUAAUGAAAUAGAUCAAGCCGCAUAUUACUCCUCACAAUCCAGCCCAACAGAUCGCCAUCGCACCCCAGAUCCCACUUCAUACAACAAAUCACGGUCUUCACUUCCAUACCCCCAUUCAUCAGCAACAUCCGGCGGUGGCCGAGGACCAAGCCCUAUAUUACCACCGUUAAGAGAUCUACAAUCCUCGAGUCGUCACCAUGACCGUCCAAUGAGUUCCUACGACGAUGCGCCCAGUCGAUCAGGAUCAAGGGCUGGAAGAGGAUACCGAACAAGUAUGGAAGAAGACCCUAGAUAUCGGUCAACGUCUGGCGGCGCUGCUAUGUACGGUAAUCAGAAUGCCUUUGACCCACGGUACGCCCAACAACAACAAUCCUACCAUGGGUCUUCGUAUCCGAGCAGCAACCAUUCCAAUCAAAGCAAUGAUUAUGAAUACCCAGCAUCUUCGCCUAUGGCUGGACACAGUCACACUCUACCAGCUUCCUCAGGGAAUUUUGGUGUAAUGGGUGCAGGCGGUGAUCCGCUCGACUCGCGCGGUAAGAGGAGAAGAGGGAAUCUCCCAAAACCCGUUACAGACGUCUUGCGUGCCUGGUUUCAUGAGCAUUUGGAUCAUCCGUAUCCGACAGAGGAGGAUAAGCAGAUUUUCAUGUCUAGAACGGGGUUGUCCAUAAGUCAGAUCAGCAACUGGUUCAUCAACGCCCGACGGCGACAAUUACCUGCUCUCCGAAACCAACUUCGGAAUAGUGAUGGCGAGCAUAUCCCGCGAGGACAUUCGCCGAUGAGUGACGUCGAAACAUCAAUGUCACCGCCUCAUUCGCAUAUGGCAUCUCCGACGCAUUCGAGACAUCGAUAA
Messenger RNA from Talaromyces marneffei, 999 nucleotides. RefSeq lists its product as uncharacterized. NCBI's taxonomy places the organism in Eukaryota, Fungi, Ascomycota, Eurotiomycetes, Eurotiales, Trichocomaceae. Bases 1 to 999 code for a protein of 332 amino acids. The record is from RefSeq and is a predicted model, not a curated record. The transcript is spliced from 3 exons. Gene Ontology annotation, biological process: regulation of transcription by RNA polymerase II. Gene Ontology annotation, molecular function: DNA-binding transcription factor activity, RNA polymerase II-specific; RNA polymerase II cis-regulatory region sequence-specific DNA binding.